Messenger RNA from Stegodyphus dumicola, 2572 nucleotides. Its product is annotated as AP-3 complex subunit delta-1-like. NCBI's taxonomy places the organism in Eukaryota, Metazoa, Arthropoda, Arachnida, Araneae, Eresidae. Gene Ontology annotation, biological process: synaptic vesicle membrane organization; synaptic vesicle budding from endosome; Golgi to vacuole transport. The record is from RefSeq and is a predicted model, not a curated record. Gene Ontology annotation, cellular component: endosome membrane; terminal bouton; AP-3 adaptor complex.
ACUUGGGUCUUUUAGCCAUGUCAAAAAUUUUAAAGACACACCCUAAAAGUGUCCAGGCACAUAAAGAUUUAGUAUUACAGUGUUUGGAUGAUAAAGAUGAAUCCAUACGACUUCGAGCUCUUGAUCUUUUGUAUGGAAUGGUUUCAAAGAAGAACUUAAUGGAAAUUGUAAAAAAAUUAAUGGCUCAUAUGGAUAAAGCUGAGGGAGCACAGUAUAGAGAUGAGCUUCUUUCAAAAAUUAUCGAUAUAUGUUCACAAAAUAAUUAUCAAUACAUAACAAAUUUUGAAUGGUAUGUUAGUAUAUUAGUGGAAUUGACUAGAAUUGAUGGUACAAAACAUGGUUCUGUUAUUGCUUCUCAGAUGCUAGAUGUUGCUAUUAGAGUUCAAGCAAUAAGAAGUUUUGCAGUUUCUCAAAUGGCAGUUCUCCUUAAAAAUGCUCAUUUGCUGCAAGGAAAUUCAGACCGAAAUAGCAUAUGUGAAGUAUUAUAUGCUGCAGCUUGGAUUUGUGGAGAGUUUGCAGAGUUGCUCAGUUCUCCUUUUAAUACUUUAGAAGCUAUGUUAGAUGAAAAAAUAAUGUUUCUUCCAUCACAUAUCCAAAGCAUUUUUGUGCAGAAUGCAACCAAAUUAUAUGCACGAGUUACUGAAUUGAAUGAACUAGAAGAUGAUACUGAGAAUGCUAUUAUUGCUUCAAACCUGAUAAUUGAUAAGAUGCCUAUGUUCGUUCAGAGUGCUGAUUUAGAAGUUCAAGAAAGAGCAUGUUGUAUUCUUCAUUUAGUCAAACAAGUUCUUAAGCUCCAAACAAAAGGAGAGAAAGUUUCUUGUGAAUUGCUUUCUUUAUUUGCUGGUGAACUGAACCCUGUAGCUCCGAAAGCGCAAAAAAAAGUGCCUAUUCCUGAUGGUUUAGAUUUAGAUGCUUGGAUCAAUGAACCCCCUUCAGAAUCUUCGUCUGAAGAAGAAGUUGGUGGAGAUAUUUUUAUUAAGACUGAGCACAAGCUGGUAAUGCAACAAGCUGUUUCAAAAAGAUAUGAACCAUCUGAAGAACUGCUGGAAAAGCUACGAGAAGCCAGAAAAUUUGAACAAGCAAAUAAUCCUCAUUACUUGAAAUCAGAUGAUAAGAGUACUGAUGUCAGUGCUAUUGAUGAUAUUCCUGUAGCUCAAAUAGAUUUAUCUGUUCCGCUUCAUAUUCCUGGUCUCAUUUCUUCUGAGAAGUAUCUUAAUAUAGAAAAUGGUAUUUCAAAAAAGAAGCAUCGGAAGGUCAAGCGAAAAAAGAAAAGCAAGAAGGUUAAACUUCCUCCUGAGAGUGAAGAAGAUAUCCCCCCUUUGCAUGUUGUAAACAUUAUUGAAGGAGAAAUGCCAGAUGGUGCUAGAGUAAGUGCUGAUGAAGAUGAUCGAAAUGUAGAUGAUCCUCAUCGAGCCUUAAAUAUUGACUUGGAGGAUAAUACUUUUAGACCUAUCAAUAAUGCUGAACUGCCUUCAUCUGUACCUGCUCAAGAAUCAUUAAACAAUUGGGAUGGGAGUACAUCUAAGAAGCAUAAGACAAAGAAAGAAAAAGAGAAGCUUAGACGACAUAAAGAUUCUGAUGCACUGAAAAGCAAAAAGAUGAAGAAAGAAAAAAAAAGGAAAGAUCGCGAAAGAGAUAGGGAACGAGAACAAACAAUAGAGGAUCGCCCAAAAGAUAAAGCAGAAUAUGAAGAAGCACCAGGGAUAGCUACACCAUCUAAGGAACCUGGUUUUAAUUUUCCUCAGACACCUAUGACGCCUUCAAUGUCUUUAGUUCCAAGUUACAGAUUACUUGCAGAGGAUAAGAACAUUCGUGUUACAUAUGAAACAAGAGUUUUGCCGGACAGCUAUAGUCAAGUCUUAAUUUCCCUUUUGUUGCAAAAUGCUAGUAAAUUUAAUGUAAAAGAACUAGAAUUUAAUUUCAUAGAAACUGUUGAUGUGAAAAUGAUUAAACAGACUGUGGAUGAUUUGAAUGAUGGCUUUGUGAAAGUUCCAUUCCAGCUUCCCCCUUCUACUGUAAAUGAAAUUCAAGUAAUGCUAUCAGUGGAGAACAUAACACUGGUUCAGACUUUAAGGGGUACGCUUACUUACAUAAUAUUGGGUGAUGCCACAUCUACACAUGAGAAAUUGGAUUUUAAGCUUAAUUUACCUGUGUCAUCUUUCAUGGUUGGAUCAAUGCAUAAAAGGGAUACAUUUACUGAUUUACUGAGUAGUAGUGACCUCUCUGCAACGGAUUCAAUCACGAUUGAUGUAGCAGAUCUUGAUUUUUUGCACAUUCUAGCAAAAAUUUGUUUCCACUGUCAUUUCUCAGUUGUUGAACAAUUAGGUACCAGUGCCUCAUUAUACAGUCGUUCCAUCCAAGAUGAUCAUGUCUGUCUUCUAGUCAAACACAUGAAUCCAAAUCAUAUAGGAAUUGAAGCAAAGGGGUCAAAUCCGUCUUUGAUUACUGGUCUGCUAGAAGAAAUAAAAUGUAUGUUUUUUUCAUCAGAAGAUAUAUCUUAAGUGUUUUAUAAAAUGGUAAAGGACUUCUUCAAAGAAACUUGUGAAAAACAUUAAAUAUAUUUUCUUUGCAA